AUGAAGUCUUCAGACGAGGACGAGGACGCUGGUGUCGCCUCAGACGAGGAGGAGGAGGAGGAGGAGGAGGAGGAGGAGGAGGAGGACAACAUGAACAACAACAACAUCGACGGUUUUACUACCACGCAAACAACUACGAGUACGAGUAAAGCGAGAAGUAUACGCGCGUCGAGAAUGGCGAGCGUUCUUUUACACCAUCUGGCAAAACGAGAACACUUGACGUGCGCGUCGCUGGAUAUCGUGCGGAAGAUGAAGGAGAAGCGGAAAGGCGUGUUUGUCCUCGCGAGCGAAGAAGAAGAAGAAGCAGGAGGAGGAGAAGAAACAGAAUCCUACCCGCUCUUGCUGGACGAGUUGGCAAAAAGCGUCGCUUUGAUCAAUCAAGCGUCGUCGAUGGCGAGGAAUCGUGAUGGCGACGAUACUACUAUUCGCGCGUUUGCGUCGAUGUCGUCGAGAGUUUCGUCGCAUGCUAGGAAACGAACGCUCGCGGUCGCGGAAGAGUGUCGACGCGCGUUGACGACCAUUCUGAGACGCUCGCUGAAACGAACGAAUUGGCCACCUCCGUUGACGCCUUCGCAGUUGAGCGAGUACGAGUGGAACGAUGGUGAGAGUGAGAGUAAUGGGGUAGUAAUCAGUCGAUGUUGCGAGCUGUUGUUUGUGUUGCAAACCGCGUUAGAAAGCGAUAUUUUUAUCAGCGGCGAUAAUAGAAAAGAUAGUAUAGAUAUUAGAGUCGGUCAGUACGAUUUCGUGGCCGAAACUUUUGCCUUAGCCGUUCAAAAACGGUUCGUGAAAGCCUUUGCGAGCGCGCAACAUUCGAGAGCGCCGGAGUUGAUGUUGAAUUGUUGCGCGAAACAGAUUGAGUUUGUGCCAUCGUUCGUCGCCUCGGCGUUGAUUCAGUGCAACAAAGACGAGAAGGACAACGAUGACGCUGGUAGUAAUGACACGACUUCUUUCUUAGAGGAACUGUUCGAGAAACGUGCCAGCGCAUUUGCUUCUACGAUCGCAUCCGCGCUCAGCGAUUCAGCUCGCGCGCUGUUGGAAGACGUGUACUGCGCCAAGUGUGAAUCGGACGCGAAAAAAUGGUGGCUGCACUUGGCAGAUUGCGCCAUCGCGUUUGACGAAAAGUGUGAGAAAGAUUUCGGACGGUUUUCGAACGCACCGAAAUGCUUAGACGUGUUGGCGGACGGAAGCGAAGAUUGGAAGGUGUCCUGGUUGUUGUCGGAAUUAGAGGCGAGUUGGAACGAGAUUAAACCGCUGUUGGAUUCCAAAGAUGCGGGAUGGGAGUGCGAAGCGAGCGGAUACGCAGAAGGGUCUCCAGACGACAUCGAAAGGGACGCGUUUUAUGUGGAUGUUGAAGAUGACGGAACUUUACCCGGCGUAACCGCGCCUAAAGUCUCGACCGUUCUCGCUACUCUGCUCGCAAAUUUAGUCGCGAGAAGCGAAAAACUUUCAGACGACGAACACAAAGUUGAGUUUCUCGCGAGAGUGCCGGCGCUUCUAGUCGAGAAGUUUCGCGACGCCGUCGAUGACAAGGCGAACGAAGUCGAACACGAUUUGUUUUCUGAAAACAUGGACGUUGUCACGCGCGCGGUGAUUCGAAUUGGAGCGUGCAUCGCGGCGUCGUUGAAGAUUGAGGAAACUUUGAGCGAACUUUCCGAGUUGCCGUUUUUAGUCGACCUGGUAAGAGGGUACAAAAGAGACGACGACGACGAGGAUGACAACGAAGACGAUAACAUCGAAGGCGUUUUUGACGACGAAUGCAAGAUGUUUAAAGACUUGCGAGAGGUAUGGAUUGAUCGCUUAGCGAACGUCGCGGUGGGUAAAUCGUGCGACGCUUUGGAUGGGUACAGAUCCUACGCUUCCGCCUUGCGCUUUACGAAAUGCGGCGUCGGCGUUAAAAACGACGACGAUGAUCGAGAAAACACUUCGCCUCCUGCGUCUCCAUCUUCUCAGUUUCCGACCAAAGCGAGUCAUCUCCUUUUAGUCGGUCUUCCCGCUCUUCGCGCGUGGCUCGCGCUUCUCCACAGAUCUCUCGAUUCUCGAGCGUUCCAACGCGUUUGGCGAAAAAUCUGCACGUCAGUUUCCAAGCGCUGUUUCUCGGAUGAUAUCGUUCGCUACCUCCUCGAAAAGCAAAAGAAAGAAAUGUCCGAGGAAGGCAUAAACCAGUUCGCGAUUGAUGUGGACACGUACGUGGCCACUUUUGUUCCGUAUUCUACGAAUAGAGAAGCAGUCGCUCUGGCGAUCGACCGGCGCGUUCGAGACUUCUUGAGCGGCAAAGUUUAA
Messenger RNA from Bathycoccus prasinos, 2280 nucleotides. RefSeq lists its product with no specific name. The transcript has a single exon. Gene Ontology annotation, biological process: retrograde vesicle-mediated transport, Golgi to endoplasmic reticulum; regulation of ER to Golgi vesicle-mediated transport; endoplasmic reticulum to Golgi vesicle-mediated transport. NCBI's taxonomy places the organism in Eukaryota, Viridiplantae, Chlorophyta, Mamiellophyceae, Mamiellales, Bathycoccaceae. Gene Ontology annotation, cellular component: Dsl1/NZR complex. The record is from RefSeq and is a predicted model, not a curated record. Bases 1 to 2280 code for a protein of 759 amino acids.